This is a messenger RNA of Myzus persicae (green peach aphid), 2273 nucleotides long. RefSeq lists its product as uncharacterized. Gene Ontology annotation, cellular component: plasma membrane. Gene Ontology annotation, molecular function: protein binding. The transcript has 5 exons. The coding region runs from base 278 to 2062 and encodes 594 amino acids. The record is from RefSeq and is a predicted model, not a curated record. NCBI's taxonomy places the organism in Eukaryota, Metazoa, Arthropoda, Insecta, Hemiptera, Aphididae.
AUAUUUGACGGGUUUGACUGCGCGCGAGACGAAAGAUUUCCACCGGGGAUUGCGCGCCGCACGACGACGUCGACCUUGAUCGAUCGAUGACAAUGGACCCGAUGCUAUUAUAAUGAUAUUGUUGCCGACGAAGACGACGAUCAGCACAUUGUGCGCACAGAUUGCGUUAUACCGCGCACGUCAAACGCCCGACGCGUGUAUAUAAUACGCCGCAUAUAUUUGUGCGGCGCACUUUGUUGUACUGCCUGUAUACCGCGGGAGAGCACCGACAGACGCGAUGUUUGCACGCGCUUGGUCCGCGACGAUUGCAGUAGCGGUGAUGUUGACGACGGCGGUGAAUGCGAUGGCUGCGAUGACGGCGAUGACAGCGGUGACGACGGCUGUGGCGGUGAUGACCGCGACGACGACAACCGCGGUCUUCGGUGCCGUGACACUGGACAGCGUGGCCGUCCGCCUGGGCCUGCCCGAGGGCCGGGGACUGUCCGGAGUGUGCCUGUACAGAAACGGGCCGGACAAGCGGCGUCACGUCAUGUUCAAAUCGGUGGCGUCGGCGCGCAAGAAAUACGGGGGUGGCGGCGAUUACAUGGUGGCCGGCGACCUGGCCGCUGACCGGGUGUACGAGGGCACAUUCGCCCGGCUCAUCGACGGAGACCAGGUGGCACGGUUCGGGUGUGAUGGUGGCCGUCGGUUCGAGGUGGCCACGCCAUUCGUAGUGCCGGAAUCGGAUCUAGAAACCAUUCUGGCGGUCAAGGAGUCGAUGGAACGGCGGUUCGGAGGGCAGCCAUCACGCCGGGACCCGCACCGGUCGGUCACGGCAGAACACAUGUCCGUGACGCUGCGCGGUUUGCGCCCACCGUUUGCAGAAGCCGGACUUGACGCGGCCGCCGCAAUCACAGUAGACGUGUUUCAGCUGUACAAGAAACAGCCACCCGCCGUGAGCGACACUUGGGACACGGCUGCAAAGCAGACAGGGGGAGUCCGGUAUUCGGCUUACCCGUAUGCCAGGUACGCGCUCCGGUAUCCGGUCAGCGACCUCGUGCUGGCCGACUUGCCACCCGACCAAAUGUUGGCCGUUAAGUUCCGCCGUUCAGCCGUCACCGCGGCCGUUCCCGUGCAGCCUCAUCAGGCCGACCUUCAAGCGAACCGAACCGAAAACGCCAUUUUCAUAUACACCGGAGGCCUCUACCCUCGCGGUACCGCCAACCUGACGGACAUGUUGGACGAACGUAGUGUAGGCGGUGGUGGCAAGUAUGCCUACGACGCUGACGUGGACGCCGCGGCCACCUCGUACCAAAUCGACGCCAAGCAAGCUCACAGCGACUCAUAUGAUAUAUUAAAAAACACAGUGAAAUGUUUCACAGACGGUAUGGUUUACAACGGGUAUCCAUGUCGGAACUCUGAUGUCUGCAUACCUCUGGGCUGGUUAUGCGAUAGUCAAAAAGACUGUCUUGAAGGCGAUGAUGAAUAUAAUUGUUACAAUACAGUAGAUACGAAUGGCGGAGAAAGUACAAAUAGUUUGUACAACAAUAAUGACAAUUGGUAUUAUAGCCGUGGUACUUGCAAGAAGUUUGAAUUUCGGUGUCGUUCUCGAAGAAUGUCCGUCUGUUUACCCAAUUCUUGGUUAUGUGACGGACGAGUAGAUUGUGAUGACGGAUGGGAUGAAAAUGAAUUCAAUUGUGGCCGAACAUAUGGUGGAUUAAGACCAGGAAUUGGUGACUUCAACGCUCGAGAAGACCAUACGUGUAUAAACAAAAAUAAUUUUAAAUGUUGGCAAGGGACAGGAUGUGUAGGUCUCCGUGCAGUCUGUGAUGGCAUCAAAGACUGUUCCGAUGGAUCCGAUGAACGUGUAUGCGACAACUGGAAUUCACAGUGUAAUCAAUUUACAGAAUUUAGAUGCUUGAAUAAUUUUAAUACAUAUAAUGCUCGUAGUUGCAUACCACGGCAAUGGGUAUGCGAUCUACAAGACGAUUGUCCACACGGAGAAGAUGAAACAGUCACCAGCUGCUUAGGAAUGGACCACCCAACAUUUAACGGUUUGGAAACUGAUAUCGAUGAUUUUUAAACAGAACCUACCUAUUUCAACAAGACUCAAUAAACCUAUAAUCAUCAAAAACUGUUCUUAUAUUAUAAUACUGUGUUAAAUUUAACGUUGUAUUAUCAUCUGGUAUCGCGCUUUAGAGAAACAUGGUGUCCGCGACAAUUAAAUAAAUGUUGUCUUCACGUACCAUUGUCGUACCAAUGGCACGAAUUCAAUAUACGAUGUGUAGAUACAA